GUCCUUGUUAGUUAAUGAAAACAAUCAUGGCGACUUAUGCACAGGUCGGGAGGCUGCUGGGGGUUUCGGCGCGGCUUUUGCGACCCCUGGCUAGCAGUGGCUCUCAGAGCAGUAGAGUCUACUGGCCUUCACAAACCACAGGAGUCUCCAACAGAUGGCCACAAAACCCUGUCUGGGUGGUUCCUGGAAGGACCAUGUUUGUGCAGACACAGGACACACCAAAUCCAAACAGUCUGAAGUUCCUGCCUGGGCGGACAGUUUUAGAGGAGGGGACUAUGAAUUUUGCUGGCCCUCGGGAUGCGUUCUGCUCACCUUUAGCCAGACAGUUGUUUAGGAUCGAUGGAGUCAAGAGUGUUUUCCUAGGCCCUGAUUUUAUCACCAUCACAAGGUCUGAUGAAAUGAUGGAAUGGAGAGUAAUUAAACCAGACGUAUAUGCCGCUAUUAUGGACUUCUUUACUUCUGGGCUCCCAGUUGUGAAUGAAGACAGCAAGCCGAGGGCAGAUACAGCACCAUCAGAGGAUGAUGAUGAGGUAGUAGCUAUGAUCAAAGAGCUGCUGGACACUCGAAUAAGGCCGACAGUGCAGGAGGACGGAGGUGACGUUCUGUAUCGGGGAUUUGACGAUGGCAUUGUUAAGCUGAAGCUGCAGGGCGCCUGUACCAGCUGUCCCAGCUCCAUCGUUACGCUGAAGAAUGGGAUCCAGAACAUGCUGCAGUUUUACAUACCGGAAGUUGAGGCUGUCGAAGAGGUAAAAGAAGAUGAGGAUGAGGAGGCAGCUCAAGUUUAAGCUAGUGAAAGCAGAGCCAUGUCUACACAUCGUUCUCUGUCCAACCCAACUCCUUCAAUCAAAGCCAUAGAUGCAAUAAAAUGAAUGAGCGUCGCUCUGAUGGCAAGAACUCCUCAAUAAUCAUCCAAAUAUUUUCAUUUCAUUUUUACAUAGUUCUGGUCUGAGGAAAGGCAGUAAUGAAAGAAAAUGUGUGGCACCAUUCAUAGAAAAAGAUUGUACAGUUGGAAUAAUUUGUAUUUAUUAUUUCAUAGCGUUACACGACUUCUGAAUCGGUCAGCAGUCAAAACUGCCUAUAGGCUGUGAAUCCAUUCUGGAUACUUUUAUCUUUACAGAAUACAUAUUGUAUCUAUAUAAAUAAACAUUGUUGAAAUACUU
Messenger RNA from Fundulus heteroclitus (mummichog), 1160 nucleotides. RefSeq names its product NFU1 iron-sulfur cluster scaffold homolog (S. cerevisiae) (gene nfu1). The transcript is spliced from 8 exons. The record is from RefSeq and is a predicted model, not a curated record. Gene Ontology annotation, molecular function: iron ion binding; iron-sulfur cluster binding. Bases 15 to 785 code for a protein of 256 amino acids. Gene Ontology annotation, cellular component: mitochondrion. Gene Ontology annotation, biological process: iron-sulfur cluster assembly. NCBI's taxonomy places the organism in Eukaryota, Metazoa, Chordata, Actinopteri, Cyprinodontiformes, Fundulidae.